This is a messenger RNA of Etheostoma cragini (Arkansas darter), 2434 nucleotides long. RefSeq names its product methionine adenosyltransferase II, alpha a (gene mat2aa). Gene Ontology annotation, molecular function: methionine adenosyltransferase activity; ATP binding. Gene Ontology annotation, biological process: S-adenosylmethionine biosynthetic process. The record is from RefSeq and is a predicted model, not a curated record. Gene Ontology annotation, cellular component: methionine adenosyltransferase complex; cytosol. Bases 242 to 1432 code for a protein of 396 amino acids. NCBI's taxonomy places the organism in Eukaryota, Metazoa, Chordata, Actinopteri, Perciformes, Percidae. The transcript has 9 exons.
CUGUGCUUAACAACAACAUUGGUUGCAGAGAAAUGGCUGGAAGGGUCUAACGAAGUUGUUUAGUCAAAUAAAUACAGCUGUCCGAGCCACACUGCACAUCAUCCAGUGAGCCUAAACUAGAAUCAGCGUGGUCACUUUGUGUGUUUGUAAGCAGGAGACUCAGCUAAAGACUCUAAAAACCUGCCGUGCUGUGGUAUCUAUACGGCUAGCUUGUUAGCAGACAGUGUGUUUAUUGGCUAAAAUGAACGGCCAUCAGAACGGUUUCCAUAACAACUCGCUCAUUGAUGAAGACUGCUUCCUCUUCACUUCUGAAUCUGUCGGAGAGGGUCACCCCGAUAAGAUUUGUGACCAAAUCAGUGAUGCCGUGUUGGAUGCACACCUCAGACAAGACCCUGAUGCCAAAGUGGCAUGUGAGACUGUUGCUAAGACGGGGAUGAUCCUGCUGGCGGGGGAGAUCACCUCCAGGGCCAACGUGGACUAUCAGAAAAUUGUCAGGGACACAAUCAAACACAUAGGCUAUGACGACUCCUCCAAAGGCUUUGACUAUAAGACCUGCAAUGUGCUGGUGGCUUUGGAGCAGCAGUCCCCUGACAUUGCUCAAGGUGUUCACGUGGAUCGAAAAGAGCAGGAUGUGGGAGCCGGUGACCAGGGUCUGAUGUUUGGAUAUGCCACUGAUGAGACUGAGGAGUGUAUGCCCCUUACUAUUGUUCUGGCUCACAAGCUAAAUGCCAAGAUGGCUGAAUUGCGCCGAAACGGAACGCUGUCGUGGCUCCGACCCGAUUCCAAAACUCAGGUGACUGUUCAGUACAGACAGGACCGAGGCGCCAUGAUGCCAUUGCGUGUCCACACCAUUGUGGUCUCUGUCCAGCACGAUGAGGCUAUAACUUUGGACGAGAUGCGCAGAUGUCUAAAGGAGCACGUGGUGAAAGUGGUUGUUCCCGGUGGCUACCUUGACGAUGAAACCAUAUACCACCUGCAGCCCAGUGGACGCUUUGUCAUUGGGGGACCACAGGGUGAUGCUGGUCUGACUGGCCGUAAGAUCAUCGUUGAUACUUAUGGGGGUUGGGGUGCCCAUGGAGGCGGAGCCUUUUCUGGGAAGGACUACACAAAGGUGGAUCGCUCUGCUGCCUAUGCUGCCCGCUGGGUGGCCAAAUCUCUGGUGAAAGCUGGGCUCUGCAGGCGUGUGUUGGUCCAGGUAUCCUAUGCUAUUGGAAUUGCCCAUCCACUCUCUAUCUCCAUCUUCCACUAUGGGACCUCCCAAAAGAGCGAGAAGGAGCUGUUGGAAAUUGUGAUGAAGAACUUUGACCUCCGUCCAGGAGUUAUUGUGAGUGAUCUUGACCUGAAGAGGCCCAUCUACCAGCGCACAGCAGCUUAUGGUCACUUUGGUCGUGACGGCUUUCCAUGGGAGGUGCCCAAGGUGCUGAAAUACUGAACCCCCCCCUCUAAUCUCGAAUCCAGCCGGUCUUAGGUGUACUGCAGAUUAACCUGUCUGUCUACUUUCCUCCUUUCUCCUCCACCUCCCACCUCUUUGUCCUCACACAAAAACACAGCCACAUCACAACAACCUCCACCUGUUAGUAUUGUACACUUCUCUUUGAGAUAAAAUCAUUUCAGUUGCAGAUAUUAAAUUGAACCAGAAAGUUGGAUACAUUGUUCAUACAGAUUUGAGCAGUGCUACCAGCUUAUAUUCAUUUUUGCUCUGGCAGCUUGCCUCAUUUUGUUUCUAUGUUUAAUGGUCAUCUAGUUUCCUGACACUGGUAGUUAAGAGUGGAUUAACUUAACAAAUUUAAACCAUAUUUACAGCAUAUUUCUAAAACAUCCACAUUGGUAUUGAUUGUGAUUUGUAAGCCAUGUUUGGUAUUCCAAAGCUUUCAAUUCAGAAUCUCACUGCAGUUUAGUUGUAGAAGUGAUCAGUAGUUGGCAUCCUCUGUUGCUUUUUCUUUAAUUAAUGGCAACACUUAACUUUGUUGGGUUUAUGACAAUUUAACAUUGAAAAAACAUCAGCUCUGUUCCACUCACACCCUCCCCAUCUCUCUUUUUGAAAUGUUGAUGGCACAAAUAAGGUUAAACACUCGUCGAUAAAUUCUGCUCAUUCUUUUUCUCACAUUUUUUCAUUUUGUGCUAUCCCUUCAUGCGGUUUUAUUUCUGACGUUUUACAGAGAAGUCAGAAGCUGCUAUUAACCUUGUGGUUAUGUUGGGCUGCGCCAUGAAAUCACUCAAUUUCUGUAAUUUAUUUUGUUGGUUUAAAUGCCAUGUGAAUGUUCAAAUAAUGUUAAAUGUGUCAAUGUCCUACUGACCAAGAUAAAGGCAUGGGGCGGUACUCCCUCGCCCUUCCUGAGAUUGACUCUGGGUGUAGCUACAGAGAAACCCAGUUCAGUCACCUCUGGGCAGAGGCUGCCUUCAUCUCAUGGCAACAUUCUACUUGAAAUAAGUU